Messenger RNA from Gallus gallus (chicken), 20935 nucleotides. It is a transcript of the gene ZMYND11, whose product is annotated as zinc finger MYND-type containing 11. The record is from RefSeq and is a predicted model, not a curated record. Gene Ontology annotation, biological process: regulation of transcription elongation by RNA polymerase II. Lineage: Eukaryota; Metazoa; Chordata; Aves; Galliformes; Phasianidae. Gene Ontology annotation, molecular function: protein binding; transcription corepressor activity. The coding region runs from base 16810 to 18663 and encodes 617 amino acids. The transcript is spliced from 16 exons.
CUACAGCUAGCUGCAGUGCAGGUGUUUGUUAAUGAGGCUCCUGCACCCUUGGCAGGUACACUUGGUGAUGGGAAAGGGGUGGCUUAUACUGUACUGCUUUGAAAUUUUGUUGGGAGGAUAUGUUUGUGUUGUUAUGGUUUUGACUCAUGAAAUCAGCUUAGUGAUUUGUUGGCUCUUUUCACAAGAGUUAGGGUGCCUCCUGUCCUGGCCCAGUUUAGUGUAGUUGCAUUCUGACUACCCACAUUUCUGUCCAGUUUCAUCUGGAGUUUGCUACAGUUGUUUAUUUACAUAGUAACACGUAUUUACUUGGCAGUUUGCAAGCUAGCAGCAGAGGCUGAAAGAGUGAGAAAAAUCCCCACUUCUAGUUAAGUUCAGUACUUGUGAGGGAAUGAACAUAGUGAGGCAUGAUAGGGUACAGAGAAAAUACAAAGUAGCACUUUCACACAUAUAAUUGAUAGGAGAGGUGGGUUCUCAGAGUUUACAGAAUAAAAGAACGCAAACCAUAAAGUGCAAGUGUAAAAGAAGAAAGCAAAAGGCUGAUGGAGAGAAAUGAGUGAAGUGAAAACUGCUUAGAUCUGGAGGGGGCAAGAGGAGGAAGGUGGGAUGAGGUAUGGUUUGAGAAUGCUUUGUUAGAAGAUGCUUCCCUCAAAAAGCUGGUACACCAUGGGUUAAGUUGCUAAGUAGUACAUGCUGUUAAAUGUUUGAUGUAUUGUGCAGCAGAAAUGGACAUAACUCAGUGGUUGAGGAAGUAAUGCCAGUCUGUACUGUGGUUAAAGCUGUAUAUUUUUUUACAAGGUUAUUCUAAGAAAAUAAGAUUCAAAACAGCAGAUACUGGCAUUCUGCCCAGCAUGCAGUUCACUUAAAGAUAGCAGUUUGAUCCACAGCUUUACAGCAUGACUUGGGCACACAUCUAGCAUGGGUAUCAGCAAGGGAGAGGGAGUCCGUUUACAUGGCAGUGUGUGCACAGGGCUGGGAUUUGGUCACUCACAGACCCGCACGCUGCAUGUUCCACCUACAAAAGCACAUUUUAUCAUUUACCACCCCACGUCUCAGAAUUCUGCUUAAAUUAUAAUAGGGACAACUUGCUGCAGAGUAACAGGUAGGUGGAAAAAAGAGCCCAAGCCACAUCCUGUUGUGGGGAGUUGUUCUGUAGAAAUACGAACUCACAGAGCUCUGAGGCAGUAAAGCUGCAAGCUGAAUUUUGACAAAUGACCAGUAUUAGCAAUCAGUUUUAACCUGGAAUGGAUUUCCAGAGUUAAAAAUAAUGCAGUAUUAAACUGUGUAGCAUAACCAUAUCAGACUAAUAUUUACAAGAACUCUCCCAGUGUUUUUACAAAAAUACUUACGUCUGCUCCAGUGACGCUUCACGCACAGCCCAGAUGUACCCCAUCUGACACAGACACGAGGAGUGCAUGGAAGAAAGUUAUAAACAAUUUUCAUUUGGAAAAGGCAAGAAGUAUCUUUUCGAAUAGUCUUUGCAAGUGAAAUUGUGCUCAUCUUGACUAAAUUGUCUACAAAAGGAGAGUUUUGCUUUUUGCUAGUUUUGUUUUGAGAAAUGGAAAAAAAUGGUUUGGAAACAUUUUGGAAAUAUCUUGGAAUUUGCAUAGUAACACUGAUGUGUCUCAUUGUUAGUGAUUGUUUUGAUGUGACUUCAAUUGCUAGUAAAAGUAGCACAUAAUGUACUUUUUGAGGGUGUUCGUUCAAAAGCAGGACAGUGGGAUGGUGUAUGCACUCUUGAAAGUUGUGCUUAUUUUUAUUUUGAGCUUGUUGACAUUUUUUGGACUAUCUGGCUUGGAUUGUUUUAGAAUUUCAACAAAAAUAAUUUUCAUGUCAAGUCAUACAUACACAACAGUAUUCAACUUUUAAUCUGUCAUCUAGCAAUAUAGAUUACUUAUUCUGUUGUCCUUUAUUUCCUCUGUAACCCAGCUUAAGUAACGUUACCUAUUUUUCGUGGACCAAACCCACUGAGAAUUCCAUCAUGAGCCUUUGUAACAACAGUCAGCUUCUGUCACGUUUGAAAACCAGUCCUUCGGCCCUGUCUGUAGGGCAGACAGAUUUCACCAAUUCAGCAGCAUAUGCCUGGUUGGCUUUUUUCUGCCACCCUUUUUCAUGGAAAUAGGCAGGAUUACUUCAGAGAGGAAAGCCAUCCAGAACCCACAUGCUGCCUAUUCUGGGAAUAAUUCUGGCUUCUUAAUAUUUUUUCCUUUGUAUCAUUUAUUAAAGCUGUUAGGGAAUAUCUGCUUGAGGCUAAAAGAGUGUGGACUCUCACUUAGCCCCAUGAAGGCCUUGCACGUGGUGUUUACUUCUGCUUUUAUCAAGGUGACUUUUUCUGUGGCUUUUGCAGGAGGUAGAUGCAUUCUUAUGAGUGACUUUGAUUUUUCUGCCUAAAAUGAUGGUAGAAUUAUACUUUUUAAUCAGCAGAUGUUAUUUAUUCUAUGAGUUUUAUUUCUGGUCUUCUGCCUCUGAAGCAGAACUUGAUUUCUACACCUUUAUGUCAGGUAUGUAUCUACUUCUGUAUUCACACAUUCAAACACGGCAGGCCAUUCACGCGUGUUUCUGAAGGGUUUAGCAGUUUAGCCAUUUCCACAUGGACUGUCAGAGUUGAUUGGAGGCUGUGUCAGGGUUUGCUGUUGGACUGCUGAGAUGCACCUCCUGCUGUUACUGCAGUGUAAUUCUCCAGACAGAGCACACAUUAGUGGCAUUGCUAAGAGCAGCUGAGAUGUUGGAGAAGAUGCUGUCUGAAACUCCAUCCUUACCUUCACCGUAUGCUGUAACACCACUCACUGUGUGUUGGUAAAGCAGUGCUAGAGUGGCUGGUGCUGCAGGUAUAGUUGUUUAAGUCAGUGGUGCUCUAAACUAUGCUUGGGCACUGUCAUUCAAAAAGAGGAAAAAAACAUGAUUUGGUGUAUAUAGUUCACAUUCAUGCUUUCUUGACUCUCAUUCUCUUCCUCCAUGUAAGACUAGUUUUAAGUGGAAGAACAUGCAUAUAGCUCAUUGGCUUGAGUGCACCUCAAGAAUUUAUAUUUCAAAGAACUCCUUUUUAUUUUGACUGUAAAUUUAAACUUUGUCUGAACAAUGAAUGUGCUUAGAAUAAUGAUGUGCUUAUUAGGUUGAAAAAAGAACAAGCUUUUAAUAGGAAAAAAUUAUCACAGGGCAGGCAGCAGGGGAUUUCAUUAGCAUUUAUAGAUUGCUAAACUGCAAUUUAAAAGUCACAUUUCCAUCUAAAAAUUUUUUCCACCGUAGUCAUAGAGGGAACAUUAAAAAGCAUCUCUUUAGUCUGUUUACCAUUUUUCAGUGGUGUUUAAAGUCAUUAAAAUUGCAGAAAUUGUCUGCACAGGGUACACUACUUAGCUGCCAUUGGUCUUAGUGGGAGUUCAGUCUAUUCAAUAAAUAUUUGUUCUGAAAGUCCUACCACGUAUGGACCUGACCUCUGUUGUUGGACAUCUUUGAAAAUCUGGCCCUUAGGACAGCUAACAGAGUUUGCAGUGUUGUAUGACUGUUUCUCCUUAUCAGUGCCUCUUUUACUUGGGAAGCUCCAUCAAUCCUGAACAGGAUUUUGUCAUCAUUCCUGCACCUGCAGUUCGUCUCUGUCAAGAGACAUAGAUGAACAGAAGAGACUUGGCCUUGUCUUUUCACGUAGUAUUGUAGUUCUUUUCUACAACAGCAUAAGUAGUUCUUAGAAUAAUUCUUUCCAACCAUAAACGUUUAAGUGCUACACAAGGAUUAGUGUAAUUAGCUUUGCAUUUGGAAAUGGCAGUGCAGAGAUGUGCAGUGACUUGCCCACAGUUAGCAGCACAGGAGGAAGCGGUACCAAGUUUGGAGCCCUUCUUCAGCAACUGCAGCUUUCGAGUGCUUGAUCUAUCCCUGAAAAAUACCCAGACCACAAUCUUGUAAAUGUAAUGGUUUGGUGCUUAAGCAGCAUGAGUCAUGUUCUGGGAUGCUGGCAGUGUUUCUUUGUGAUAUUUCCGUUUCACAUUCAGCUUCAGGGGCUCAGCGGGGGCUUUUGGUCUGGUUGCCAUAUGAAGUUCAUCAGGGGUGACAAGCAAAAGCAGCUUAAUGUGCUCAUGUUAUUUUUGUCUAUAUUAGAAGUUUGUGAUGGAGGCUAUUUCUGUUUUGCAUAAAGACACCAAAAUAAUGUAUUGAGCUGUAAGCUAACUGGAGAUGCCCAGGACUCUCUUCAGCAGAGUAGCUCUAGCUGCUGGAUGUCACUGUUUUGUUUUCACUGGGGCUGAGGUUUGCUCCUGGUCCCAGUGGCUAGCAGACAGUUCCUCCAAGGAUCAGUUGGCCAACGCUCUCCCUCAGAACCCCCAAACUUGGGAUACAUUUCCUCCUAGGGUUCUAGGAUUCCUUCCCUUGGGCACAACCAAAAGGCUUCCAGAGAAAAUAUGGCAUUCUUCACGUUAUAUUCAAAGUAAGGUUCUCAAAACUCCUCACAGCACACUGAGCCUUCCUGGUCAGGGCUUGAUUUAGAGAAAGAACCAAUAUGUGGGGGCCGUGUAGGUCUGCUAGCUGGAAGAGCAGCUGGUUGAAACUUGAAUGUCUUCCUGCAGAGUCAGUACAAAUAUCUAAUCUUUGUCACUUUUAUUUGCAGUCUGUUUAUAUUAGCUAGGGAUGUGAAUUAGACGUUGACAUUUCUGAAAUAUUCCAACAGAUAGCCUGAAACUGUUGUUAAUCUUGUAGCCUUCUCUGUCCUUAGCUCAUCCCAUGUCUUUGAAUAGCUGCAUGUUAUACUCAGGGACCUCAGUAAACAUGUCUCCAAUCAAUUGCUGUGAGUUUGUAUGAUCUCUGUAUAAAUAUGUCUAGAAAGAAGUGACGGUGAAAAGUAAAAAAGCCAGUUAAGCCACAGAACAAUAUGGAUAUGAGGAUGACAGUACAGGCUGAAUAAAUGCAGACUGGGAGUUAGGUUGUAGUUUCUAAUCAUUAGCAUUUGAGAUGGAAAAGCUUGUCAUGGCUACAUUAGAGGUAUGCCAUAUCAUGCCUGUUUUUCAGUGUUCACUGUAUUGGGCGUGACCAAACUUGCUCACUGUAUGGAUUACACACUAAAAUUCCUAUACGAGAGCCAAAACCCCCACACUGUGUGGUUUGGAAAGCAGAGGGCUCCUGAAAUGCAGGUUUGGACUCAGCAUUGAGUGCUGGGUCGAUGUUUGAUUCAGCAAGCCUUAUUGACUCGUUUCUUCCAAAUCCAACAACUUGGCUUUAUUCAACCACUGCUGCACCAGUGUGGUCCUGCUGAGAUUCAUGGCCAGAGCCUCACAGGCUGCACUUGAAGAGUUUGAGGCAGGAGUGGUUCAGAAGCCAUGCAAGAGGCAAGGCUGGGGCAGCUGUAGGUUGGGCAAGAGUAGCUCACUGGGUUUUCUGAAAUAUUUGCUGGUCAUGCUGUCUCACUUGCCUGACUAUGGUUCUCUUUGGCAUGAUUUCCUCCUGUCCAGCAGCAGUAUCAGCACUUCGCUAUGUUGUGAGGCAUUCAGGGUAUAAGUUAGUAGGGGGAAAUUGCUUGAACUCUUAAGGCAAAUGCUUCCAUUUUGUUGUGGGGACAUGUUUGUUUCUAAGGCCGGAAGCCUUAGCUGAAGGUAAAAUGCUUGUACUUGUAGCACUAGAAUAAUAGAAAAUUGGAAGUAAGAAAUAAUGUGUGUUGUUUUUCUUUUUUCUUUUUGAUGCAGUGGGUAGAAAUAAUGUAGUUUUAAUAAAAAUGAAUGCAAGCGUAGAGUAAUAAGCAAACAGAUUUAGUGUUCUAAAUCGUUUAAUGGCUCUCUAACCAUGGCUGGAACUUCAACUUGAUGAUACCCUGGUAGUAGCAGGAAAUGAGGCUGUGCUUAAGCCAUAGAAAAGGUGGGAAAUGCUUGCUACUGUGACUUUUGGAUUACUUUUUAAAAUGUUUUAUGAUAAAGGUAGCAAAUUUUGUACUUAGUAACUGGAUGAAUGUUAUUUUGCAGUUGAGAAGCUUGUAGUAACUUGGUGAAGAAGUAACAUCAUCUCCCUCAAGAGAGAAAUCUUCCUUGAAAUCUUCAGCGAUAGACAAAAAAAGUUUUGCUAGCAAUUCCCUUAUCAGCACUCCUGCAGUUUCUUCAUUCAGGGUGAACCUGUAAGUCAUCUCUGGGAAGACUGAAGUAUAUUUCAGUUUAUGUUUGCAUACAGUCCAUUCUUUACUAUUUGCCAUGACAUCAGAAAUUCUGUUGUCAUCAGUGAGCUGAGGCAUUUACUGCAUUGUGCUAAUAGCUUUUUAGGGAACUGAAUAUUGCUUUUUUUACAGGCCAGUUGUCAAAUGCCAGCACAGAGGGGACUUGUCCUAUAAAACAAGACCCACACUUUGGGAACAUCCUCCUGUUUUUCUUUUUUGAGUGAUACUAGAUAUAAGUGAUGUUAAACAGGAGUGCCUCCUUCAGUUUUCACUCGUAGGGUCUGAAUACCCAACUUUCAAGAAUGACUAUUAUCAGCUGAAGAUAUGAUGUUGGUUUUCCUUCUCAUCUUAGCAAAAAGGCACUUUAUAUACUGCUAAAUAUACAGCUAUGAUAACUUUGUAAAAGUGAGGUUAGGACACUUCCCUGGUGUCGCAGUGAGUCUGUAGCCCUGCCAAGAACUCAGCUUUGACAUACCUGCGGGAAAGACCUUCUUCAGCAAAUGUAUUGCUGUGCUGCUCAAACUGACUGUCAGCAGCCAGCCAUGCAUUGUCAUUUCUGCUUAAAACAGGUGGGACUGGCAUGAGAGACAGGAGGCUUAGUAGUAAAAUAGUAUGCGCAGUCUUUCUACAGCUAAGCUUUACUAUUGCUUGGACUUUUAGUGGAUUCUUCCAGUGUUUAUCAGGUCAAGCAGCCUUUAAUUCUUUCUCAAAAAAUAGCUGUAUGUGUUUUACAGUCUGUUCCUUUUUCUGAAGAAAAACAAUAAGGAAAGGUAGAUAGCGAGGGGAAAAAAAAAAACAUAAACAUUUGUCUAAGAUUGUAAAUUACUAAAAAUAGUGACUUUUUAAUUUAUUUUUUAAUAAAUUGAUAAAAUUGCCUGAAGAAGAAAAGGCUGCGGAGUGACCUCAUUGCAGCCUUCCAGUAUAGGGAGCCUAUAAACAGUAGGGGAGCCAACUCUUUACAAGGUUAGAUAAUGGCAGGACAAGGGGAAAUGGUUUUAAGUUGAGUGAGGGAAGAUUUAGGUUGGAUAUCAGGGGAAUUUCUUUAUGAAGAGAGAGGUGAGGUGCUGGCACAACUGCCCAGAGAGGCUGUGGAUCCCCAUCCCUGGAGGUGUUCAAGGCCAGGUUGGAUGGGGCCCUGGGUGGCCUGCUCUGGUAUUGGAUAUGGAGGUUGGUGGCCCUGCCUGUGGCAGAGGGGUUGGAGCUUGAUCAUCUUUCAGGUCCCUUCUGACCCAAGCCAUUUUAUGAUUUUGUGAUUCUAUGAUUCUCUGAUAAAAUGAGGACAAUAUAGUUAUUUUUCAUGUUGCCUCAUGAAACAAAACAGCAACUAAAUCACCGGAUAAUAGCAAUUUUAAAUAAUCAAAUUUGCUUUCUAAUAUGUACUUCUGUUGCUUUCUCUUUUCUGGCUGCUAACUGUGAGCAACUGAAAGCACAAGUCAAUUUAUUUUUCAUUCCUUGUAAUUAGUAUUUUCCUGUUCACUGUAUGCACUAAAACAUUCAUAACAGUUUUUGGGUGAUUCAAAAAUACAAUGUUUUUAAUGUAUUCAUUGAUACUGAGAAUAUUGGCCUCUAUAUAUUGGCCUAAGAGACAUUGGCCUCUUUCAAAUGCUGACAAAUGGAGCUUAAGCUGCUGCUGUCUGAGGAAGGACUUUUCUUACCCUUUCCUAUACCCCUACCCCCUGUGUAUCAAACACAAAAAUAAGAGGAAAUGAGUACCACCAAGAACAUCAGAUGAAACGCUCCGUGUCCCUUUCCCACGAUUGCAGGAAACAAGAUUCAGAGAGGAAUGGGGAGGAUGUCAGGGAGGUGGCCUAUAACCCUUGAAAGUGUACAGCAAAUCAGUUGGGCAACUGAAGGGACACUUGGUGUGGGAAAGGGACUGCAGUAGCUGAAGUCACUGGAGAAGUACACAGAAGUGUGACCAAGUAGGACAGCAGUGAGCAGUUACAGGCAUAAUGAGGGAAAGGGUACAGAAAUUGCCACCAUGUGAGAGUUGACCUGAGGAUAAUUAAAUGCUACUUCCUAUGGUUUUCUUUUCUUCUUUUUUUUUUCCUUUUUUUCUUUUUUAAAUAAAGAUUUUUGGAAAAAAUACCUAAUUGAGUAGAGGAGAAAUCUGAUUUUUAUGUUUAAUUCCAAGAGGAAAAAAUGAUUCCUGUCCAGUACUCCUCUGUCGGACAAAGUGUAGGUAAGGGAAAGCUGAAUUUCAUUUGUGGAUUUUCAUAGUGAUAAUAUGGUUAUUGUGGAAGAGUCUGAGUGUCUUUAUCUGACUGAAGUGCACCAGUAGCAUCACAGUCAUGUUAGGAAGGAAUUUCACAGCAGGAGUUGAAUUUUAGCUGUUACAGUCUGCCUCAGUCCCUUUCAGAAUUACUAAAAAAAAAAAACCCCACAAAUCUUCCAACCUGUUACCUGAUACUAAACAGAAUUUUUUUCUUCAAGAGCAAAAAUGGAGUGCCUCGAUUUUCUGUACACUUGUGCGUUUAUCAUGUAAGUCAAAUGCAAAAUGCAUACAAUCCUUCAUGUCACAAUGGUUGCUGUUUCAUCAUCUACUACCACCUCUGCUAUAUAAGGGCAAAGUCUCUUUAUUGGGCACUUUGGAUACUUUUUUCAGGUUGGGCAAUUCAAAGAUAUUACGUGAGGGAGAAGCAGUUGAUGUGACGUGGCUGCAUUCUUAAGCUGUGAUUUUUGCUUUUGAUAUCAUUUGAAGAACUGGUAUUCCAUAAGCUCAUUUUGUUCUUCACAUAUUGUACAAAUGUAAUAGUGUGGUUCUGUGCAAUUCCGAGCUGAAUUAUGACUGGAUUUGUUCCUUAGCCUGGUUUACUGGAAUAUAUUAAUGUAUAGAUACCAAAUAUAAUUUCUUUUCUUGUCUGUGCUGAACAUUUGUAUUUGAUUUAUGUUUACUGACCCAAAAUCUUGUAACAAAUAAUAGAAGCAAACUAAUUCAACAGCUUUCUUUUUGAUCUUUUUUCUUAUCUUCAUAAACAUUACUGCAGGCACCUCAGCUGGUACCUGCAGUAAAUGGAUGCUCAAUGGUACGUAUUCCUUUCCUAUCUUAUCUGCCUGUGUGUCCUGUGCCCAGCUCACAGAACAUGCUUAUUCACAGGGGCUGUUCAUUGUCGUCACAGUGGAGGCUUAAGGGCCAUUGACUGUGAUGAAAUGUGGUAUGUCAAGCACCUUUUUUUGGUAUAUCCAUCCACCCGAUUUGCUCCUGUUCUGAAAAUAGUAUCUGUUCAUCUUUGUUGUUUUGGAAUGAGUUUGUGAAUUUUUAGAAGAGAGCAUGUAACAGGAGCUGAGAAUGGAACCAGAACUCUGCUUUUCUUAAAAUCAAGUCAUUUAGAAGUCAUUCCAGAACUUGUGAUUUAUUUAUUGUUUUCCUUUAUGCAGCCUUUUAAAAUAAUUUCUAUUUCUGCAGUUUGGGUAAAGCUCUGAUGCAGAAUUGUGUCUGAUCCUUUGCAAUGAAGCAAGGGAAGAACAGGAGGAGAGAUUGAGCUGGGAGAUUUUUCUCUGCUCUGAUCUCAGGCAAGCCUCUUAACAUCUCGAAGGCUUAAGUUCCCCUUCUUUACAUUGUGGGCUUGAUAUGUGUCCAGUACUAGGUCAUCUAACAAAACUUCCAACUUCUUUAAGAUACUAGAAAUCAGGCUAGAAGAAACAAUUUACUUGGUCAUUGAGUCUUAGUAUUUCUUUGCGAAAGGUUAUCUAUGAACUUCAGAAAUUAAGUGUUGCUCUGGGGUUUGGAUAAUGCCUUGUAACUGAGUUUACUCUGCAUCCUAUACAAGUCUAGUACAAUGUAUUUGGCCAAUUAUGUCCAAUUAUGGUUUGAAUUGUGGGAUUUUGUGGUGGAAUUGACUUGUGGACAUGAGGUGCCAGACAGAGUGGCACUGGAUAACAUUUUCUCGUGGAAUUAGUUUGUACUGAGUCACACUGUAGAACAUUUAUUUUGCCAUUUUCUACCUAUUGGUGGCUACUGCUAUCAUCUCCAUCACCAUUGGCUUCUUGUGAGGCUGCCUCCAACAAAAGUACUUUGCAUGCCCGAUCCCAUGGAGCACCCUCCACGUCCCACCAUGUCACUGACAAAACCCUUCCUUCACCAGGAUGAGAGCUUUUCACAUCUGUCUUAUGCUUUAGCAUGAUGGCGGGUAUCUCAAGAGCAUCUCUUUCCCUCUCAGAAUGGUUUAGGCAUGCCAUCUUCAGUGCAGGUGUGAACAGAAGUAACAGCACUACACUUGUGGUGCUGCUCCCUGAGUGUGCAGAGAGAACUGUCACUCUUUGUGCUUAAGAUGUUAUGAAUGGCAGCUUUUAAUGUUUUUGCCUUUAACACUGUAUUUGAAGUAGACAUCCAAGUGCUAGUGGAUAAGCUUUUUAACUAAUCCAGAGCUUUGUGUUAGUAAUUAAAAAAAGAGAGUGGUGCCAGUUUUCAUCAGAACUGAAAGUCACUGGGGGCAUAAUAUAUUAGAAAUAUGUAGUAUCUGAUUUUCCAACUCCAAAUUCUUUUCAGAAAACUGGAAUGUGUACCUUUUUAUAGAUACCUAUGUUUUAUAAGAGUUUUGCUUUUUUUUAUUUGAUAAAAAUAAAAUUAAACACUGUUAAUUCUAGUGCAUUUUUACUCAGUUAUGAGGAGAAAUCAAAUGCCAGAUGCAAAUCAAUGGACAGUUGCGCACUGAUGAAUGUAUUUGCAGAGCAGCUUCUAUAAAGUAUGGAGGAGUUUGAUUUUCUUACCUAGUAUCAUCUUAAUCCUUUGCAUUUCUUGGACAAAUGAGGCAUGCACACAACAGGUUUAUAACUUUAGGAGAGUACAGCCAUUUAGGACACAACUUGGCCAUGUUGAACCUCCUUAGCUUCACGUGGGCCCAAUGUUCAAGCGUGUCCAGGUCCCUCUGGAUGACACCCCUUUUACUGUAUCAACUGCACCCUUCAGCUUAGUGUCAUCAGUGAACUUGCUGAGGGUACACUCAAUCCCACUGUCUAGAUCCGUGAUAAAGAGCACCAACCCCAAGACUGACUCUUGUGGGACAUCACUCUUCACCUGCCUCCACGUGGACAUAGAGGUGCUGAUGACAGCCCUCUGGCUGUGACCACUCAACCAAUUCUUUAUCCACCUCUAUAAUACAAAUCUUGAAAGGUUCUUUUUUAAUUCAGGUAAAUGAUCACAAACACUAAGUCAGAGACUCUAUAGGUAUUUGUUUUGAGGUGUACAUCUGUUGGUCAUCCUACAGCAAUCCAUAAAUACUUGUACAAGUCACAGAUGCACAUACACAACCGUUAGUCACUUUGUGUUGUGUAUUUGGCAAUCAGUUGAUUGAGUCAUUGAAUUAUUUUUUAAAAUCUCAGUAUGUUUAGAAAUGUUGGUUCAUACCUCCACACCCCCUGAAGUGUGGCCUCAACUCCCACUGCUCCAGGAUCCACCUCGAGUCAUAAAUGGCUGUCAAAGAUUUCUCUACUUCUGUAACUCUAGCGUUUUAAUGAGUGUCUUCACUGAAGUCGAGUUUUGAUUAUAAAAAUUACCUUGUUAACAGACUAUUGCCAUUCUGUUGUAUUUUUUUUUAAUGUAGGGAAAAUAAAUUUUGUUCAAAUGUACCACCUGUUGAGGAAAUCAAUACUGGUGCUGUUCGUAGCUCAGCUUUGCAGAGUAUUUGUGUGCAAACACGGCAGAUAGUAUUUUCCAGUGUUUCAUUAUUGUGCAGUACUUCGAAGGAUUCCCUUGUAUCAUUUCGCGUAUCAUGCAGUCCCCAAAAAACUGUUUGAAUAUACAUUGUACGUACAGCAAAGGGCUAAUUGUAUUCUGCUGUAUUGUUAGCCAGAAGGUCAGACACUAAAAUUAAUGUAUUUCUGAAUAAUUCAAAUUUUGUAUCAAGGUUGAUUUUUCAUGGGUACUACUCAAAGCACCACGCUGAUUUAUGGCUAAUGUAUUACAUUUUUUUCCUUAAAAACAGUGAGGGCCCAUUCACUUCUCCUCACAGGUAGAGGCAUGCCUUCUAAACAUUCAUACCUUCAAAAAUAAUAGAAAGCAUAGGUACGGACUUGGACUCGUCUCAAAUGGGUGCAGGAAUUCUACAGAAUUAAGGAAACUUUAACAGGAAUUCACUAGAGAUCUUUAGGUCAGAUUCGUUGACUGUUACUGAUAUUAUCAAUAUGUGCAUCUCAAAUAAUUUUGAAAGAAUCUUUGAGUAAAUUCUUCUUCUAAGAAAAACUCUGUAAGUUAGCUGGGUGCCAAUACAUUUUUGUUUCUCUUUGGAGAACAGUUGAGUAUAAUUAUCUUUGGAUUAAUUGUUUUUUGAAGUCUUUUCAAUGAUAUAGAGUGGAUUAAAAAAGAGAUUACUAAAGCAUUAAGACAUUAAGAUUCUUUUUAAGGAGGAAUUCUUACCUUCUCUCAAUUACAAAAUGAUUUUCUCAUAAGAAAGUGUCAAACAAGCUAAAAAAGGUAAAAUUACCCAUAGCAAUGCAGUUCCUCUUCUCUGACUUUUUUCUUGUUAGACAAGCAGCAGUAAAGGAGAGAAAUGGCAUCCCUUCUCACGUCCUCUGCUACCAUUUUUCACUGGGGAAUAGUUUUGUUUUUCUUGUGCUCGUUUUUCAUGGGUAUUAACUUGCUCCGCAGUGUUCUCUGCAGUUUGACCUUUAUUUUAUGUUUUGCUUUGGAGUUCAUCAGAGUGGUGAUACAACUUAAAUGCAGUUCUACAAGAUUAUUUUAAUUGGAUGUUGGAGUAACUCUGCGUGCUGCCGUAAUGGCUUCUAUUAACUUGAUCUGGAACUUGGAAAGACUGUCCUGUGUGGAUUUCAUAACCAAAAAAGUGGCUGUAACAUUCUGUUGAGCAGAUCUCAGAUCACAGUUCAUUUACUUUUGGCUUUAGGGGGAACUGAAGUGCAGCCGCACCCCGUAAUUGUGCUGCUGAAGUAUUUCUUCAGGCGUUCUGUUAGAGCAAAAAAUGACAAGUGACAUGGUUACUGCUCUGAUUCACAGUCUAACCCUCUCCUGUACGAAUGUUCUUUUGAGUUACGGCUGUUUCUUUUCCUUUCCUCUGUACUGUAGGCCUGGCUUAGCACUGGACUCCAUCACAUCAGACAAGCCUAUGUGGAUAUUGGUAGUAGAUCUUCAACAAUAGCUCCAUCACUAGAUAUAUACAUAUAUAUAUUCUUUCAAACUCAUUGGGAGGAUGAAGAAUAAAGGCUGAUUAGGAAAGCUGUGCUGGAUUACCUGUGCAGGGUGCUGGUGUGAUCAGCUCUCCUCGUUCUUCCUGUACCCCUGCGUGUUGUUCUGUCCCAACAUGGGGCUGUCCAGCGGGACUGCCUCGGUUCACCUUUAUUUUAUUUGCUUAGUAGACAGAAGCCCAGCUUAUCUAAGCCUUUGGUUUUUUUUUUUGGCUUUUUUUGCCAGUGUGCUCGCAUGUGCUUGCAUGCAAGAAGGAACAAGCUUACUAUUUCCAUUAUCCUUAUAAAGCGGGGAAAGUUUCUAUUGCAGACCAGUUUUUGUUGCAGCUUUCCAAGAGCAGUGCUCCUCUCCUUUCUGGGGAAUACCCGCUAAAUGACACAGAGUACUGAAGCGAAAACUACAUCUAUACAAGACCUAAACCCUAUAAAGGCAGCAGGAAAGAACAAUCUGUCAGUUGAGUCAUCAGAUGCGACUGGUUUUAUUUUUCAAAUGUCCAUUGGACCUGUUUUGAGACAUAACUGAUUGAGACAGAGAGCCUUACCCCCUGUCUGUAAUUCACAGUCUGUGACAAGUGGAAAGGAAAGGAGCUGCUGUAGGUGGGGUUUGCCCAUGGGUGUAGCCAAAUCCUCGACAGCCAGCGGCUCUGGUUAGUGAAAGGUAAUGUUUGAGCUGGGCCAUAAACCUUGAAAAGGCAGCCAUAGAUCACAAUUAAGGUUGUGCAUUUCCUCCGUGGUGUAACUCCUCAGAGAUGGAGACUGUAACUGUUUACCGAAGCCCAUUUUUUGUCUUCGGAGCAGCGUUUAGGAAACCUGAACUGAGACUUAUUAGGUGUAUCUGUGGGAGAUAAAAAGGGGGAAUUGUUGGUCUCCAGGCACCACUGACAGGCUGGCUGCUGUGGUCAGAGAAGAUAUUUAAUUUCAAAGGAUAAAAUACAGGAUUCAUUUUUUUUCCUUUUUUUUUUUAUCUGAAGUUGAGCUUAUCUGGUUUAUGCCUUAUCUAAUGUGACUUAUGAGAAUUGUAAAAUCAGCUAUGUUAAGCAAACAAUUUAUUUUGUUUUAAUUCCAGCUUCUCUUUGUUUUAAUAAACCUUGGUUUUUGUUAGGAUUACUGUAGUGUGGGUAAUUUCACACAGAUGUCUCCAAAGAGUAAGGAAAAAUCCAUAACUCUUUAAGAGAAUAGCUGAAGGGAAAAGGAUCUCUGGAACUGCUUUUCAUUCCUGCGCAGCCCUGGUGGCAGGGCUUGGAUUAAAGCCGUGGGUCAGGAAGUCUGGCUGCAGCUGGCAGGCGCAGGGACGGCACAGGAGCUGAAACAAAGACAAAGAGACAACGGCUUAGGCCUUUAAAACCUAAACUUUGAAGAUGCUGAAGUAUAAAAUGCAGGAGUACUAAAUAGCACAGAGGUGGUUGAACUAAAUGGUCUUAGUGGUCUUUUCCAAUGAUUCUGUGAACAGGUUCUCUCUGUGACAUGGUUGGGAUGUUUUCAUCUUUGCUGCUUUUUUUUUCCCUUAAAUACUGUUCUGAGGCACGCAGUAAUGUGAAGCACAGUGCACAACAGUCAGGUUGUGUUCUUCUCCUUCCUUUCCAGCUUCAUCAAAGAAGACCAAGAAAUCAGAUAUUUUAAGAGUCGCGUGUAAUUUUAUGAGGUAUAAAUACUGUUUUCAGACAUCGUACUUUUGGCCUGUAGACUUUGCUGUGGUAGGGCCAUGCGGUUAAAUAUAGUGGUUCAAUUUUCCAAAAGGGCUUCAUAAUAUAAAAGCUAAUAACAGUGGCAGCAAAGCAUGCUUAGAGACAGGUAAUCAAAUCUCGUGAUUUAAGACAUAAGCGCAUUACCUGAGAACAUCUGAGAGCCCUCGUUCCUCUCUGUCACCUGCAAAGCCUUCUGCAAUUAGCAAGGUUCAUUGUGGGCAUUUGUAGUGCCUAAUUUAUUUGAAGCAUUACUACCAGCAAUCGUUCGGGAGAGGAUACAGCCUUUGUAUUUCACCAUAUAUCAAGCGCUGCUGUGGAGCGCUGCCCGGCUUUGCUUGGCCGUGUUGCUGAGUGACACCAGCCUGCUCUCAAACAAAAGAGCCUGGUGACGUGGGGCAGCUGCCAGCACGGGAGCACCAAAUCGCCCCAUUCGCCCUCAGAUCGAAGGGAUCUUGAAUUGGUUUUACGUGCUGCUUUGGGAUUUAGUUCAUCUCCGUAUUCUGUAGAUCGGUUGUUGUUGGUGGGGAAAAAAAACAAACCCUGCAUUUCCAAGCAGCAGAACCUAUGAGGAGUUCACGCAGAGUUGUAUGGAACUUGCACUCCUCCUUUGCAAGUAAAACCUAUAGGUAGGAAUUCAGAUACUGUUUCUCUUUAUUCGGGAUGUUGGGAAAAUAACAUGUUUUACCAGGUAGAACCAUCUAAUAUUUGCUCUAAAUAAAUCAGGGGAAGAGACAAAGAAAGCUUCCAGGCUGAAGGUUUGAAUCACAGUGUCAGAUUGAUCCUAAGCGACUGAAAGUGCUUUCCCAGCACCUUCUGUAAAGGGGAGUCCAUGGAGGGACCGGGUCUGUGCCAGGGCUGGGUCUCCUUGCUGGGCUGCUCACCCACUUUUAUGGAAGGGAGCUGGUACCUGCACUUCCAGCUUCUUUCCUGGUCUAUUUUACAUUUUGUACAUUUCCGUGAGCUCCAUAAAAGUCAAGGUCAAACUGAAGGAACCCCUGUGAAUAAUGGGAGACGCUCAAACUGUUCAAGACAGAGACAUCGGUAUUAAAGUUUUCCAUUACUUAUACGAUGGCAGCUUCUUUUUACUGCACUUAAACUGUUUGGAAGUAGUCACAGGAAGUGCAUAUAGAACUCAGGACUGGCGGAAUCAAUUCAGUGGGCUGCAUGCUGGGGGAGUCACGAGGGUGAGACUGCACGUCCAGCAGUGCUGCAGUGAUUGGGUCGAAGUCCACAGAGUUAGAGAAGGGGCCCCCUAAAGUCAGCGCAGAUACUCCUUUCUUGGCUCAGUUUCCACUUGAUCCGGGUAUUGCUGUAAAAACACUGGAGGAAAUUCUGUAGCUCUGCUUUUUGCAGUUUCGUUUUGCCUGGCUGGAGAGCUGCGCUGAUAAAAAUUACCUUUCUUGUAAGAAAAAUGAAAAAAAUCUCUUGUGCUGCAAUUUUUUCUUAAUUAAAAACUCAAUCUGUCAAGAAAUAAUUAAUUCAAAAUAUAGUCUAAUUUUCAAUUUGAAUAAUGCAUAUAUCAGACAUUGCUAUUAAUCAGUUUGCCUUUUUCUAGAACGGUAACAAUAUUACUGGGGCUAUAAUUGAAAUUUAUCCAUUCAUAUUUUUCCCCAGGAAUAACAAAUACAGCUACUUAAGCCUUUCUGAAUGAAAAACACAACUGCAUUUUUCUUGACUUUAAACAGAUGGGGUAAAUAAGACAUCUUCAGUUAUUCAAAGAUGUCCGUAUGGGAACAUAUUGAUGAAAUUUUUAAUCCAAAAGAGGCAAAGUAAAACACCGCAAACAGUAAUCUGGUGGCUGCAGCCCUUAGCUGAGAUGUGAGGAAUUCAGUUUCCAGCAGGACUUUAAGCUGACCAAGUAAACAGGUCAUGGCACGCUUAACGAAGAGACGACAGGCAGAUACAAAGGCGAUCCAACAUCUUUGGGCAGCAAUAGAAAUAAUCCGGAAUCAGAAGCAAAUUGCUAACAUUGACCGUAUCACAAAGUAUAUGUCUCGAGUCCAUGGUAUGCAUCCAAAAGAAACCACUCGUCAGCUGAGUUUAGCAGUCAAGGAUGGUCUUAUUGUUGAAACCUUGACGGUGGGGUGUAAAGGGUCAAAGGCUGGUAUUGAACAAGAAGGAUAUUGGUUGCCAGGAGAUGAGAUUGCCUACGGUAUGCAGCCUUUUUCCCAGACAGCAGCAAAAAACAAGGACUGGGAAACAGAAAAUCAUGACUGGUAUUGUUUUGAAUGCCAUUUGCCUGGAGAGGUGUUGAUAUGUGACCUGUGUUUUCGUGUGUAUCAUUCCAAGUGUUUGUCUGAUGAGUUCAGGCUUAGAGACAGCAGUAGUCACUGGCAGUGCCCAGUUUGCAGGAGCAUCAAGAAGAAAAACACAAGUAAACAAGAGAUGAGCACAUACCUGCGGUUCAUAGUCUCUCGUAUGAAGGAGCGGGCUAUAGAUCUAAACAAGAAAGGGAAGGACAACAAACACCCAAUGUAUAGGAGGCUGGUGCACUCAGCUGUUGAUGUUCCUACUAUACAGGAGAAAGUAAAUGAAGGAAAGUACAGGAGUUACGAGGAGUUCAAAGCAGAUGCGCAGCUGCUUCUACACAACACAGUGAUUUUCUAUGGAGCGGACAGUGAACAAGCUGACAUAGCGAGGAUGCUUUACAAAGACACAUGUCAUGAACUGGAUGAGCUACAGCUUUGCAAGAACUGUUUCUAUUUGUCAAAUGCCCGACCUGACAAUUGGUUCUGCUAUCCUUGUAUACCUAAUCAUGAGUUGGUUUGGGCCAAAAUGAAAGGCUUUGGGUUUUGGCCAGCCAAAGUCAUGCAGAAGGAGGACAAUCAAGUUGAUGUUCGUUUUUUUGGUCAUCACCACCAAAGGGCCUGGAUCCCCUCUGAAAACAUCCAGGACAUCACAGUUAACAUCCAUCGGCUGCACGUGAAACGCAGCAUGGGAUGGAAGAAGGCCUGUGAUGAGCUGGAACUGCACCAGCGAUUCCUUCGUGAGGGGAGAUUCUGGAAAUCAAAGAAUGAGGAUAAAGGGGAAGAGGAGGCAGAGUCAAGUAUCUCCUCCACCAGCAAUGAGCAGCUGAAGGUUACUCAGGAACCAAGAGCAAAGAAAGGACGACGUAACCAGAGUAUGGAACUCAAAAAAGAAGAGCCAGAACCUGAAACUGAAGCAGUAAGUUCAAGCCAGGAAAUUCCCACAAUGCCUCAGCCCAUUGAAAAGGUUUCAGUCUCAACUCAGACCAAGAAGUUAAGUGCCUCUUCUCCAAAAAUGCUGCACCGGAGCACCCAGACCAAUAAUGAUGGAGUGUGUCAGAACAUGUGCCAUGACAAAUACACCAAAAUCUUUAAUGAUUUCAAGGACAGGAUGAAAGCUGAUCACAAAAGAGAAACUGAGAGAGUUGUGCGAGAGGCAGUGGAAAAGCUGCGUACAGAGAUGGAAGAAGAGAAAAGGCAGGCUGUAAGUAAAGCCGUGGCCAAUGCACAAGGAGAGAUGGACAGAAAAUGUAAGCAAGUAAAGGAGAAGUGCAAAGAAGAAUUUUUAGAAGAAAUUAAGAAGUUAGCAGGCCAGCACAAGCAGCUGAUUUCCCAGACCAAGAAGAAGCAGUGGUGCUACAACUGUGAAGAGGAGGCCAUGUACCACUGCUGCUGGAACACUUCCUACUGCUCCAUCAAGUGUCAGCAGGAGCACUGGCAUGCUGAACACAAACGUACCUGCCGCAGAAAAAGAUGAAAGAGCCAUUCCUCCGCUAGAACAUCACCCCGAUGAUUGCUAUUCUCAGACACAGCGGUUUUUGUUUCCAAGAAGCCAAAAUUGUUUAGAAUUUGCUUCCCAUUUUGCACCAGCCUUUAAACACUUUUCGUAAAAGAAAUUUUGCACAGUAAUUUCAAUCUUCUGUUCAGUGCUCCUCCAAAAUUUUGCCAGCGGAAUGAAUUGAACAUCUCUGGGAGCAGGUUACUUUAAAUAAUUUUAAACUAGAGGAUUUGUUGCAUUUUCAGCAAAUUUUAAAACAUUUUUAGGUUUUACAGAGAUUUUAAUCUUUAAAAAGAGCAGAUCUAGAAACAAACCAUGCGAGUUUAACAAAAGGAACGUGUAAAAACUAGAUCUGAAUGUGAGAACUUUAGAACUGUUUCAGAAAAACGAAGCAUACUACCUUGAUGUAACAUUUAUUUCUUAACCUUGUUGAGCUGGUUUUGUUCAGCUUAAUUUUACUGUUUAAAGGCAUUAUCUAUUGGUUAUACCAGUGGGUACAUGAUUGAAUUUAGGGAACAGGGUUGACACAGCAGGUGCUACUCCUGCGUAUUUUUUCUUAAAUAUUUCCCAACUGUGUUUUAUUUUCAUUAUUUCUUUUCAAUAUAUAACUUUUAUAACAAAAUAUUAGCUUUGAUCUUGUAGUUUAAAAUCACAGGGAACUGGGGUAAUCUUUUACUGAGCUGGAUCUUAGAGAAAAAUGAAUAUUUAAAUUUUGAAGUUUGCACAUUUCAUCUUCGUCCUGACAUGAGUGCUUGUAACAAGAAUAAGAAAAGCCAAAAAACAAAACCCAAACAAAAAGAAAGCCAACUACCUUUAUCCGUAUGUGGAAUUACGAGGCUUACAAAUUUCGUUACUGUGCCCCCCUUCGGCCUCCCCAAUCCAGUGUCCUCUGACUGCCUACGAUCUGGUGUCACCUGGUCCAUUGUAACUCGAUAAUUAAAGGAGAAAAAGCACUUACGUUUCACAGAAGCCGUUAUGUUUGUAGUAAUGGGUCAUUGCCUAAUAAUGAGCUCCAUCACUGUACUCAGAAUGAAGAAUAAUGCAUGUUAAUUUUCUUGUAUUAAAGAUGCCGUGAUUUGUAAAAAGUCUGUAUUUUGCGGAAUGUCUGGAUUAAGAAGCAUUACCAAUAGGAAUGGAUCGAUAGUUGAAACAUGAUUUCUUUUGUUUGUUUUAUAUAUAGAUAUAUGAAUUGCAUCCAUGUUCAGAGACAAUUUUUUAAAUAGAUGUAAAGCUUACUUAAAUAGCUUUUUCUUUUAAAGUGUCUCCGCAUUUUAGUUUCUUCUUUCAGAGGCUGGUCUUAGACCGAGUCACGCGCCCAUUAAUCAUCCCGCUAUUUUUUGAGGAGUUAGAGGAAUAAUUUGUAAAUAUUUAUUUAGAUCUUUGAUAUUUAUUGAAAGCAAUUACAUGAUGGAACGAUGGAAGCUGAAGAAUCAGGAGGAAAGCCUUUUAAAAAGUUUUCUCUAGGAUUUGUCAGGGUCAUUGUAAAGAUGAAAAUACAACUAAGACUUCUGUGAACUGCCAUUGGAAUCCUGAUCUUUUUUACGUACAGCGGUGAUAGAAGUUAAUUGACUUGAUACUGCCUAAGAGCACCCAACACCUUGUGGGAAUUGAGCGGUAAGCGGAUGGGAGAAGGUAGUGCGUAGACGGUAACUUGUAUUACCACAGCUACAUUAUUGCCUGAUUAACGUGUAAUUAACUUUUGUCGCCUCUGUGUUGUGACUGUAAAACACUUCACAACUAAAAAUCAAUCCUGUUCAAUUACUUUACGAGUUCCAAAACUUCGAUCCACCCCUAUGAAAGCAAGUUAUUGUGGAAAUAUUUUUGGUGUAAAAUCAUUCCAGAAUAUGUAAUAUUUAACUGAUAGCUGCAUGAAAGUAAGAUUCGUGUUACUUUGGCUUUUUUGUCUCUGUUGACACGGUUGCACAUUUCCAAGUUACUACAGCGUGAAAACUGUGUGUUUUAAAGAAAAAAACAAAACAAAAAAAAAAAGAUUGUGGCCUGGUUUUGUAUAAGUUUUAGGUAAAAUUACAAUUGAUUGUUUUAGGAAUCAUGAUUUAAAAUUAAUUUUUCUGCAAAUCAUAAAGCUAUAUUAAAGUGUUGAGCUUAGCCACUAUGCACAUUGUAAUUAUUCAUUGUGGCUGUCCAGUUUAUGAUGCAUUCUGGCAUUUUGUAAGCUGCUCUGACUAGCAAUAUAUAGAGUCAUUUAAUGUGUUAACAUUGGGUAAUAAAUGUAUUUAAAAAAAAAAAAAAA